GUUGGAAGAGAAGCUGGAGUCCAAGAUCUCCGACCUGCGCACGGACAUUGGCACCGAGUUCUCCGCCAUGCGCACCAUCCUUCUGAACUGCCUCUCCGAGAGUCCGCAAGCCCCCAGCGGCCCCCAAGGACACCCCGCCACCCGCCACGCCCCUUCGGUCGCCAGCAUCGGGAAGGCCACCGCUCGGCGCACAAACACCGGCAGUGUCGAUAAGGCGCCGCCGAAUCGGAACUACGAACCUAUUCUAUACGAUUUUGAUGGCGUCGGCCGAUCUGCGGCAUCGCCUCACAGCACGGAAGCUCCCAGCGCGUCAUGCCACAGCGCCGCUGACGUCGGGUUCCGGAGAGGGGCCCGAGGGCCCGGGGGACCCACGGACGCCCUUGGGCCCCCAGGGCCCAGGGAUGCUCGGGAGGGCAGCGGGGAGGCCAGCCCGCUGCUCAUACCCGCGCACCCCGGGAGGCGGGGGUUGGCUGGUCAACGGGUCAACCCCACGGCGUUGACUCCGGCGUUGGCCGCGUUGACUUCGAACAGCGCCACGGACUCGGACGGCGGCGAGCCAGCGGGCAGACAGCCGGGAGGGACGAUGCACAGGCUGCUGUCCUGGGGGAGGGUGGUGACCAAAAAGAUGAGCGGGGGCAAUUUUUCCUCCGCGCCAGCGGACGGGCCCAAGGGCCCCGAACCUGGCCCCUGGGGCCCGGAGGCUGGGCCACCGGGCCCGGAGGGCGGGUCGUGGAGCCUGCGGAGGUCGAUGUCGUGGGACGGGAGGGAGGGCGGUGGGGCGGCCCACGAGCUGAAGGAGGUGCUGGCGGGGGGCCAGUACAGCAUGUUCGCAGCGGCGGAGCGGCGGCCCGCGGAUGGGUGGGCGUACCGGGCCAACCUAAGAGGUGCACUGAGCGAGAGGAAGCACUGCGUGAGGGUGCGGCGGCCGAAGAAGAAGAAG
Messenger RNA from Ostreobium quekettii, 940 nucleotides. Lineage: Eukaryota; Viridiplantae; Chlorophyta; Ulvophyceae; Bryopsidales; Ostreobiaceae. The record is from the annotation of a GenBank genome assembly.